AACAGAGCUAUUUAUGGCCACCUAGUUAUCCAGGUGCUUGCAUACAACAAGAGAAACCUUUUUUUUCCUGCAUGUAGCUGUUUCAACAAGCCCAGACUGAAUUACAUCACUUCCUAAUUACUCAGUUGAAUGUAUCUGUAAAGCUCAGAUGAGAAUUUUUUUUUACAGAUAGAUUGAAAGGAAGCAGGAAAUGAUUAUGUUCCUGUAAGUAAGGAGUAAAGCUAAAAAGGUCAUGUCGUUAUAGUUAAGAAAGGGGGAAAAAAGAGCAUCGGCACAGACAAAGACUAUUUCCAGAUACAGCUACAAGCUCUCCAUUCUAGCUCGUGACUUGGUUCCCUUCUUAUGCCCAACUAUUCACAUACUAAACCCAUGUAACAGAAAUGACCUGAGAGACCUGGACAGGAUGUUGAAUAACUGAGAGGAUGUUGAAUAACGGUUCAGAGAAUUCAACCACUGCACAGGGAACAACCUUAAUUUGUGAAGUCCUUUAAGUUUUUAAAGGGAAGGAAGAAAAAUGUCUAUGGAGGUUUCAGAACAUGCAGAAACAUCCCUGCCUGCAACUAGUAGUGAAAUCAGCUCCACUGAACAGCCUGUUACACUGGCUUCCACAGUAUUAUUUGCAGAAGACUCUGUUACUGCUUUUACAGAAAAUGGCAAUGAGAGUGCUGGAGGAACAGACCUGAGCAGAACCCUUCUCUUUGCUUUUCCUAUUUUCAUACUGAUUCUUAUAAUACCACUAAUUAUAUUCAUAGUUAAACACAAACGAGUGAAAAAGACAGCUAUAGGGGAAACAAAAAAUGAAGAAAAAAAAAGCCCUAUAUUUGAAGAGGACACACCCUCUGUCAUGGAGAUUGAAAUGGAGGAGCUUGAUAAGUGGAUGAACAGCAGGAAAAGGAAUGGAAAACGUUUGUCCACAUUGGAUGAGGAAAAUAAGCUUCAUGCGAGUUUAUGUGAGGAUGAAUCCUGAUUAACCCGGUGCAAAAGAACUUUCUAAGAAACUGAUGACAGCCACAAUGCCUUCGCUUUCACUGCUGCGACUGCCUCACUGGACAGAAGCUUUGCCACAAUGAAUUAUAUGGCUAAAGGCUCUUUUGGGUUUCUGAGGACAGACAGAUGGUAGAUCCUUUCUUUAAUGCUGUAUAUAGCAGUCAGUCUAUCAUGUAUGAUCAUAAAACAAUACAGCAAUUGCUGGUGGCAUCGUAGCUUUGGAUACAGUAUACAUGAAAUAUUUGCAUUUAUAAUACAUGUCAAGAGAGCUACAUUGUCUAUGUGUAUGAGAAUAAGGUAAAUGCAAAGUUUCAUAUUAUUCCAGGGCCCAUAUUUUAACUAGUAAGAUAGCGUGUGCUGUAAGCACUGGUUGGUUCUAUAAGUGAUGCACCGAAUCCAGCAUUUUAGGAUUUGCCUGAAUUCCGAAUACUUUGUGAAAAAUUCAACCGAAUGUGAACCCUAAUUUGCAUAUGUAAAUUAGGGAAAUGGGGUGUCAAAACAUUUUUGCCUUCCUUGUUUGUGUGCUGAAAAGUCUUUUCGCAUUCGGUUUGACCAUGGACUUGGAUUCGGCCGAAUCCAAAUCCUGCUGAAAAGGCCGAAUCUUGGCGGAAUCCAGAACCAAAUCCUGGAUUCGGUCCAUUCCUAGUUGCUGUGUACUUUAUGAGAAGGUGAUUGUAUUAACAUUUUAGGCAUCAGCGCUGGAUUUGCUGGGCGGACUCCCCUAGGCCACACUCUCCUAAUGCCCUCCCGCUCUACUCACACAGGCGCAAGAGCACUGGCGUGCAAAGCCCGGAGCACUGGGGAGCAGCGCAUCCACAGUGCUCCCCACAGAGUGGCUGGGCGGCAUGCCGCCCCGAAAAAUGUGCCGCCCUGGGCCUGGGCCUAUGUGUCGUCGCCACAAAUCCGGGCCUGUUAGUUAUCAUUAACAACCACAAGUUCAGUGAGCAAAGUGCAAUUUCAAGUGCAAUGUUUUUUCCCACAAUUCAGCGUUCUAUUGAUUCCUAGAAUUCCAGUGUUGAUGUAGUCUGGGGGAGUCGUGCUUUACAACUGUGGCCAAUGUGUAAAACAAAAGAGGUUGCACUUGCACUUUGACACAAAUUGAGCACAAAUGCUGAAAGUCUGGUUUAUUGGAAUUUUCAGUGUUUUGCAUAAGAGUGACAUGUGUGCCAAAUUCUACAAAUGCACUGCACCUAUUGGCACAGGUAGCUGUGGGAAUCCUAGAGCUACUGCCUGGUUCAGAGGUGGAGGUAGCUACAGGAUUCCCCUGCUUCCAUAGCUGCAGCACAGCUUGAUUCAGAACAGAAGGCUGCAAGUUUUGAUGCAAGUACCUUCAACUGCACUUGUGGUUGUAAAUGACCCACAUUCACACUCUCUGCCUCUUGUAAUCAUCAGACAGUGCUUUCAUAAAAUAGGAAAUUUGCUGGAUAACCCCUUGUGUGGCCCUUUAGAGUACAGCAAUAAUUCUGUACCAAAACCAGAAAACAUGAACAGACCAGCAGAAACAUAUUUAUAUCAGUGUCCUACUGACUCUUCAUCGCACCAUACUGCUAGGCAUAGAUGUGUUUAUUGGUGUACAUUAUCCUUUCUGAAGCUCUGAAUUCACAUUUCAUUAUAUGCAUAUGUUUACAUUUUUUUUGAAUAUAUACUGUAUACUACUAAUGAUUUAUAAAAUAAAGGUGGAAAUGGUACUUUGCAAUA
Xenopus laevis (African clawed frog) is the source of this 2685-nucleotide messenger RNA. RefSeq names its product transmembrane protein 154 (gene tmem154.L). The transcript has 7 exons. The coding region runs from base 515 to 967 and encodes 150 amino acids. The record is from RefSeq and is a predicted model, not a curated record. NCBI's taxonomy places the organism in Eukaryota, Metazoa, Chordata, Amphibia, Anura, Pipidae.